Mytilus californianus (California mussel) is the source of this 782-nucleotide messenger RNA. RefSeq lists its product as uncharacterized. The transcript has 2 exons. The record is from RefSeq and is a predicted model, not a curated record. NCBI's taxonomy places the organism in Eukaryota, Metazoa, Mollusca, Bivalvia, Mytilida, Mytilidae. The coding region runs from base 126 to 602 and encodes 158 amino acids.
GCCAAGUACUUGUUGUUGUGUACCUGGAUGUCAUUUAAGAGGAGGACAUGCAUUUCCAAAUGACUUAAAAAGAAGGAAAAGUUGGAUCAACGCCAUGGCCCAUACGCAGAUUGGACGAGAACACGAUGAAAUCGUGGAGUCCAUCUCAAUCAGCUGUUGUUUGCAAGGCACAUUUUACUGAAAAAGACUAUGUGCAGGAAACUAUUCAUGGGCGCAAACCCACCAUACAGAGACUUAAGUCUACUGCCAUUCCCAGCCUAUUUUCCUGGACCAAGCAAGAGACUGAAUCGUCUGCAAAAAGAAAAAUUGGGGCAGUUUCCUGUGAAAACAAAAGAACUAAACUUGAUGAAUAUUGUAGUAGAAAUCUAGAGGAAAGUUUUGAUUGUAAAGUUGGUUUUCCUGAAGAAGUCAUUCAUACUGCAGACAGGAUUUAUGACUGUCCACCACCAACUGCCGAGCUAAUGUUGAGCUUCACAGAUGGAAUUACGCAAACACCAUCAAUGCCUAUAUUUUCAGCAGAAAAUUUUGAAAUGAAGACCAUUGACACAGCCAUGCAUUUUUAUACCGGUUUAGAGUUGUAUACUAAAUUUUAUUUGUUUUGACCACACUUGGUCCAGCAGCACAUUGUUUGAGAUACAUAUAUUUUCAAAUUGAUAGGGUGUCAGUUGAAAAUCAGUUUUUUUAUGACUUUGAUGAAAUUGAGGCAUUAUACAACCAACUUUGAACUGUCUAGAUUCUAGAUUGAAACUAGUGUUAAGAAUAUUGUGUAAACAUGGAUUGUU